Messenger RNA from Parasteatoda tepidariorum (common house spider), 1290 nucleotides. RefSeq names its product centrosomal protein of 41 kDa B. The record is from RefSeq and is a predicted model, not a curated record. Lineage: Eukaryota; Metazoa; Arthropoda; Arachnida; Araneae; Theridiidae. Gene Ontology annotation, cellular component: ciliary basal body. Gene Ontology annotation, biological process: cilium assembly.
AUUUUUUUCUGUUUAUAACUUUAACUGUAAAUUUGUGUUUACAGUCAAAUUCUUAGUUUUCCUUUUAAAUUUUAAAUUAUCUAAAUGAUUUGGUUAUGCAUUCUUCAAAUAAACCCUUCAAUUUCGGCUCAUACGUAUCAAAUGAUCAGGCACUGAACAAAAGAAUUCCUGGUAAUCCAAAAUAUCAACAUGUGAAGCCAGCUGUAAAUUCAGGUUCUACUGUUCAAAAACAGAUUGAUGAACUUAGAGAAAAACAAAAAAAUUGUUUGCACAAAAAAGAUGAAGUUUUUAACCGCAUUAAGUUUUCAAGUUUUAUAGAGUUGCUGGUUGAAGCUGCUAAAGUAAAAUUAAAGUUGGAAAAAGAAAAAUCACAGGAUGGCAGCAAUAUUGAAGGUUCUGUUAAGUCUAGUGAUAAUAAGCAUCCAGAUAAGGUUUUACCUAAUGUUAUAAUGGGAAUCGGUGAAAUUGACCUUGCUAACCAAAAAAGGAAUCCAUCAUCUACUGUACAUAAAUUGGAGAAGGAGCUGCCCUAUUUAUUACUAGAUGUUAGGGAUAAAGAACAAUUUGUUCAAAAUAAUAUUAAAACAGCCAGGCAUUAUCCAUCAGCUCUACUUGCCCGAUCAGUUGGCUUUGAAACAGAAGAAAUGAAAUUAUACAAAAACAGUUCUCCGGAAAUUAUUAUUGUGUAUGAUGAUGAUGAAUCAAUUGCAGUUCGAGUAGCAACAACUCUAGUCCAACGUGGUUAUGAUAAUGUAUUUGUACUUACUGGAGGAUUAAAACAUUGCCUACAAGUUUUUCCUAAAAAGCCUUUAUCUCAUCUUUGUACAAAUCAGCCUAGUCAGAGUGGUUCUCCUGCCGUUGUUGUAAAAAAUGGUUUUAGUGAAUUGUCUCAAGAAGAUAUUGAUGUAAUAGAACAAUAUUUAGACUAUCCUAAACACGAACAGAACAAUCAAAAUAAAAGGGCUGGCUCUUCUAUGUCUGGAAGUAAAAAACUAGGUGAUGAAGCGGUCGAAAUGAAGUAUAAACCAAGCUCCUUGACUUACAGAAGGGACAGCAACAGCAGUCUGAAAAGCAUAGGCCACACUGGACUGAAAUUGACCAAAAGUGCCAUGGACAGUAGAGCCAGAGGAGGCAAAAAGGCUCCUUGGAAAUAGAGUAGUCGCAAUCAGUAGCCUCAGAUUACUUGUAAUUGCCGUCCACUAUAUGCACCAUUUACUAAGAGCUUUGAAAUUUUAUCAUGUUUGUAUUUAUUUUAAUUCAAAUGUUUAAUUUAUUAAAGUUUUUCACUUA